This is a messenger RNA of Botrytis porri, 3348 nucleotides long. RefSeq lists its product as uncharacterized. The coding region runs from base 1 to 3348 and encodes 1115 amino acids. The transcript is spliced from 3 exons. The record is from RefSeq and is a predicted model, not a curated record. Lineage: Eukaryota; Fungi; Ascomycota; Leotiomycetes; Helotiales; Sclerotiniaceae.
AUGACCAUCGCAGCUCGCCGCGAGAAACGGAAGCUGGCCAAGAAUCCUCCAGUCACGAAAUAUAAUUUGGAUCCAACUACUCCAGUCCAUCGACAAUCACUUGCAACUACUGCUCCUGCUCCUGCAAUGGUUGAAGCCAGGCAGCCCGCUGUCACUCCUCAAUUACGUUAUGCCAUUCCCGAUCAACCACAAAGAUCGGAGCUAGCUAUGAAUAGGAACAAGUCUGAGCAUAAAGGACAAAGUGAUUGGAUGGUCCCGUUCUGCCACCAUUCCGAAGGUGAUCACAAAACUGCCUUGGAGGGAUUAUUCGUUCCUUGUCUUCUAUAUGGAAAGACUCACUGGCGAUUGAAGAAUGUAGCUCUUGGGCGAGAUCCACAUAACUUUAAAUCUUCUGAUGGUUGCAACUCGAUGUGUUGGAUCCAUGGUGCUUUGACAGCUGCUUGUUGUCUGUCGAUUGGUCUUACUCUUAUACAACGUGCCCGGAUUCGGGCCCAAUACAGAAUUUUAGGGUCUAUGGGGAAUGAUGUUAUCAAGUCAUGUUUCUGUGGUCCAUGUGUUAUGAUGCAACAUGAUCGAGAGGUCCGGGCUAGAGAAGGUGCUUUGGGGCUGGCGAAAUACCCAAAUGAAGCACAAAUGUCUCGGAUACAACCCAAACUAUCGCAGCCAAUGAGAUAUGCCUCAAAAGCACCUUCGGCCGAAAAUCCUGGUAUAGAAAGCAGGAUAUUCAAUAAAGGAAGGCGUUAUACAAAUUCUGAGCUUCAAGAGGUCCCUGCAGUAGCUCUGAGUGCCAGUGAACAUAGCUGUCAGGGUUCGAAUAACCAGAGCACCGCUCAAUAUUGUGAAAUGGAGGAAUUGAAGGAUCAUAUGCUUAUGGAGCCGCAUAGGAGAGCUAUCAACUCCAGCGAUGCCGGUGCCGCUGUUGAUGGUACUACAUCUUCAAAACAGAAGACCCGAGAAAGUUCAGAGAGACUCAGUCUGGGCAGUAUUGCCAGCUGUAGUACAUUUGCCGUUGAGCCGGGUUCGCCAGUUUCUUCAAUGCACGGAAGCUAUAUACAUGUUAAAGGUUGCGAAAAGCUCUCUAGAAUGCCAGCAAGAGGAAAUCUCUCUUAUGUUCAUGACUUCUCUGACUACUCCGCUACCAAGGUUGUAUUAGAUCAUUAUGCGAAGGAAGAAAGGCGUUUGCAGGAGAAGGGAACCGUCCGUUGUCUCGCUCACUUUAAUGAAGAUAAAGAAAAUCUUCUGUUGCCGGUCUCGAAUGAUCUUGUGGUACCAUUUACCGUAUCCUCUAGUUCGGGCAUGGUUAGGCAGCAUACCUCUAAAGAAUGUGUUACUGAAAUGCCGCUUUCCGAGCUUGCCAACCCGCAUCGUAUCGACAGCUGCGCCGAAUCAGUGGAUUCCGCUUGGCUAUUAGAUAUGCCAAUACAACAUCGAAUUUCAAGCUGUUCCAUUAUACCUAGAAAUCCAUAUAAAAUCCGGGGGUCAAUAAGACAACACCGAAUAGCAAGCUGUCCUGCUACACCUGAGACCCCGGUUAUUAGCACUCCUGAAAGCUUUGCAGAAAAGGACCGCAUGCUAAGUUGCACCGUCGAGACCGCACCUCCAUCAAGCUCACCUUCUCCGGUUAUGCAAAACAAUUACUCACCCUCUAUCAUGGAUAUCGUGGAUGAUUCCAAUAUCUCAACUCCUCUCAUGCAAUAUUCAAAAUACGGUCAUCUUUUGGGCGAGAGUACUCGUGAAUCCGGCUCGCCUAUAUCUAGAUUAUCAUCGGGAUCUCGAGCUUUCAGUUGUACGGCGAUCAACCCUGUUGCUUCUCGCAAGCAACAUUCCCUAGAGAGUUGCCCUGAUCUUGCUGGUGAUUGCAGUCCUGCUACGAUCAGACAACAUCGUAUAUCGAGCUGUUGUGCUUCGAUUCCUUCCGGUAGCACGAAACAAAGCGAUGGAGAUGGAUCUCAUAGGUUAGAAGACUGUGACUUCACGACUGGAUCUUCUACGCCCACUCCCACUAAGCUAUAUAGGUUUUCAAGCCAUGUGGUUGAUAGUCCUCAAUCUAGUCGCAAAAGCUCAACGGUGAUGGCUCAUCUGAUGGAAGAUGGAUGUCUACUUUCUGGAGUUGCAAGUCCUGUCAAGCAGCAUCGUAUUACAACUUGCGGUGACAAUGACAGCCCCGGGAAUUCGUCAAGUAAUAAAAACGAGAACGGAUAUAUGCCAUCGGGCUCAUCAACUCCUAACCCACGCCAGCAUCGGGCCGUGAGCUGCAUCGCUUCUAGUGCCAUUUCGGAGUGCGACGAGCAUUUACUUGAUGAUUGCGAUUAUGAUUCUAAAAUCAGCAGUCCCCUUUUGCAGCACAAUGAGAUAGACUGUGAUGUAAGUUCAGUGUCGGGAGAAGAGCAGGGAAACUUGCUGGCGGUAUUGGAAGAACAGGAACAUUUACUAGAAGAUUGUGCGGCAGAUUCUGGCCCUUCCACUCCUCUCCGACAGCACCGAAUUUCAAGCUGUGUCGUCUCUAGCCCCUCAAGUAACAGAAAUUCAGUGGUAAAACAGCACAGAGCUUCCAGUUGCCCCUCUAUCAUACCGGCUGAGGGUAGUCGACCAAAUAGCAUGUCUCAUGAUUCUCUUCGACUUCCUGGUGGACAUCUCGUCGAUGUGAGUGAUAAUGAUCAAUCGACUCACACAAAUUACGAGGAUUGUCUACACACUCUGAAUGACUGUAUCACUCCAGCUGACAGAGCGAAAACGGAAGCCAGUGCAAGUCGGGACACUGAAUAUGAAAAAAAUAGCACGAGGAUUGCUCAGCAUUUCAGCGACCAAAGCUCUGAAUUUAAUGAGAAGUCUACUAUCAGAAAAGAAGGGAGUCGGAGACCUAGACUCAACGAUUUAGCUUCACACGAAAGCGAUGCUCAAUAUACACUUGCCCAAGUUCUCUCUUUAGAUCAAGAGAACCCCUUUAUCGGUGUGACUCCAAUGGACGGAGAUGGAACCAUGAGUAUGGCGAGCCGAAAAGGCAGCAUCGCACCUCCAGCACCAUUUCCAUCACCCGCUGAACCUUAUCCCUCGCCAGUCACGCCUUUGCAUAUUUCUGGCGCCUAUCCGCCAUCUAUCGCGCCUUCGAGCCUAAGGAAAGAUAAGAGGAGAUUUCCUUCGGAUCAAAGUUCGGCAGGGAGUGGGCUUGCUAGUUAUUUUGGAUUCGGUGGCCCGAAGAAGCCGUCAUCAGGGUUAAUCGAUGAUGUUGAUAGUAAUACCGGUAGAAGAGUCGAGAGUGGAAGUGCAAGUAGGGUUAGGAGUAUGGGCUUGGGGGUUGUCGAGCCGGUAUCAGUUGAGGAAUUGGAGCUGGAGGAGUUUCUGAGUUGA